Messenger RNA from Paramecium primaurelia, 1103 nucleotides. The record is from the annotation of a GenBank genome assembly. Lineage: Eukaryota; Ciliophora; Oligohymenophorea; Peniculida; Parameciidae.
AUGGGGCCAGGUCAAUAUAAUCCUCAAACUGAGAGAAAAGGAGGAACACUUAACUUUGGAUCAUACAGUUAACGCAAAAUGGUAUUGGCAUAGGAUACUUUAACUCCUGGACCCCUUCAUUAUACAAUUAAUACUCAUAGAAGUUAAGGUGUUUCCUUUGCGAAUUCUAAAAAAACUUUAUAGAAACCUACUCGAAGUCCUGGGCCAGGGUAUUUUUACAAAAAAUUAGGCAAUAUUUACCUAUAGAAGAACCUCACAGUAGACUUGGAGGAUCUAUAUCAAGAACGUCAAGAAAUAACAAUUUCGAUAAUUAAAUUCCUGGAGCUGGUCAUUAUCCAAUUAAAUCUACAUUAAAUAGUCUAGGCUUUAAAUUUAAAUAAUUACAUAAGCGAGCUAAGACUGAUCAUAUGAGUCCUGGUCCUGGAUCCUAUUCAAUCUUGUAGGAUUCAAUGAAUCAUGGUGUCAAAAUGCAUAACUCAAAAAGAACUUGGUCAUAUAUUUUAAAAACUGAGACUCCAGGUCCUGGAACCUAUUAAAGUGAAAGUUUCAUUUAAAACAGAGUCUCAUCAAAACAUUCAAAAACCUCAUCAAAAGAGUAAUCAAAAAUUCUAAAUAAAUGCUUUUCAUAACAUGAAUCAAAAUAAUAAUCUAAUAAAUUAGGAACAUUUUCUUAAUCUAAAGGGAAUCUUGAUUCUCAUGGAAGUUUAACUUCAAGAUAAAAGUUUAAAUCUAAUCAUAUCACCUAAUAAUAAAAUAUUAGUGAUGCUUAUAAUAGAAUGAGGGAAUAUGGUAAAUUAAAAGUAACUUUCACAAAAUAAGUUAGAAAAGAGGAAUUUCUUGAUGAAUUUUCUAGUAGUAAUCCAAAAAAGAUUAGUAGAUCUCCAGGUCCAGCUAUUUAUGCUGAUAUCAAAUUCAAACCUAAUACAAAAUUGGGUUUUGUACCUACUUCAAAAAAAGGAGAAGUAUUCAAACCAAAAGAAGGACCUGGAGUUGGAGAAUAUUCUAAAAUAAUACCUUUUGGUAAAGUUUACAAUAAACAUAUAACACCAAAGAGAUAAUUUUUUAAAUUUAAAGACCUUAAUUAAUUUGAUUUUGACUAAUGA